Messenger RNA from Leguminivora glycinivorella, 418 nucleotides. RefSeq lists its product as uncharacterized. The record is from RefSeq and is a predicted model, not a curated record. The coding region runs from base 135 to 356 and encodes 73 amino acids. Lineage: Eukaryota; Metazoa; Arthropoda; Insecta; Lepidoptera; Tortricidae. The transcript has a single exon.
AGAGGUCAGAUUAUUCUCGUAUCAGUUUUGGGUGUUUUUGGCGGAGUUUAUAUCUGGAGACCUCUUUUCGAAGAGUAUUUCCCCAGGAAUAAGCGCGUCUCCCAACCCGAGUCAGCUGCUGAAGUUAAAUAAACAUGGAAGCAGUCAAACGCUGGUUCAGCACUUCCAGCCCGCUGGUGAAAACCUUGAUGGCUGUAUCAGUCACAUCUGGCCUGGUUGUGGUCCAUAGGCUAUUUUAUGCACCCCAUGUGCAGAGGAAAAGGUAUCGGCAAGCCGAGGAAUGGGCUAACAUGAUCAUAGAACAAGAAGAAGCGGCUGAAGCCGCCCGACUGAGUGAACAACGUAACUCUUACUAAACUAAUACCUAUAGUUUACUUUACCUUAGUACUUUAAUUAAUAUAUUAAAAUGUUGUAGUUU